AUGCAUUACUUUCCAAUACUAUUUCCCUUUCAAAGUCGAUGUCAUUUUCGUGUUUCAACUUAAAAAAACAUUGCGUUAUCAGUUUUGACGAUAUUCAUGAUCUCUGCUUUCUGUAGAAAUAGGUCGUGUUUUGAAAAGACCUGAAGAUGCGUUUGAUUGUUUUAACCGCAUUUAUACUGAUGGUCCAUAAAUGUGYCUCGCAAGAUGUCCUUUCCAAGGAGAGCAGCUUUUUCGUUGGCGAUCCUCGGAAUUGCAAACUAGCCCAGUCUGCUAACAGAAUGGAAGUCCUUCCUGGAGUAGGAUGGGAUAACCUCGAGAAUCUUGAMAAAAGCCAAGUGUUAGCAACGAAUUAUUCAAAGUGUCAAACCACUGCUGAUGGAAAAUACUUAMUACCCGACCACGUCUUUGUUCUUCCGGUCAAACGGAGUAAAGUUGAACUGUUUUCUGAAAUGUUUGACCACUGGAGGGAUUAUAAGAGCUCAACAGCAAAGUCAAUCAACAUUGSAGCACAGUUCUAUUCCGUCGUAAGUGGCUCGUUUUCGGCAGAGUACCAAUACAACAAAGAACGACAAGUAAACGACAAWUCGUUCACUACUCGAGUGUCCGUGAAACAUCUUCUGUACACCGUCAAGUCCAACCCYGAUGCACCUUUAAGCAGACCUUUUCGGAAUCGUUUGAUGGAAAUUGCAUCAAAUAUCCAAAACAACAAAACCGACCUCGCAUGGUAUCAUGCGCAGCUCUUGAUACGGGACUUUGGAACCCACUACACCACAAGCGUGGACGCUGGGGCUGCACUUAUAAAAGAGGACCAUAUCAAGAGCAGUUUUCAAAAGGAUAUGACMAAGUCUUCCACUGAUAUCACAGCGGCAGCCAGCCUUUCMUUCCACGAGAAGAUUGGACUUMAAAUAGACGCGAAAUAYAAAACAAGCCAGAGUUAUCUCAACCAGUACAUAGGCAAUCAGACAACGUCUCAGAUWUUAACGGUCGGUGGACCAGCGUUUGGUGCCAACUUUACCAUAAAUGAAUGGGAGAGGGGMAUUAAUAAUGAACUUGUUCCUGUCAAUCGUGAUGGUGACCUKCUUCACUAUACCAUCAACACUGCAACUCUUCCUGGUCUUCCUGUGCCAACUAUUAGUCAYGUGGCUCGGCUAGUAGAGCAAGCCAUUUCUCUUUACUACAAGGUUAAUACUCUGCCUGGAUGUACUGACAGCUCAUCGUCAAACUUUUACUUCCAGGCAAACAUUGAUGACGGUAGCUGUCGACAUCCAUCGAUUAAUUAUACCUUUGGUGGUGUUUUCCAGAAGUGCGACUCUUUAUCAACUGGAGCCGGCGACUUGUGUGAAAAGCUGCGCCAGAGAAAUCCACUUACAGGUGGCUUCAGUUGCCCUAAAGGGUACGAACAAGUAUUGCUGAUCAGACCCGGGGGGCGCAAACCAAUCAUAUCGAAGUCAUUCCACAAGACCAAGUGCACACAAUCAUGCCACAAAUGUGGAUUCCUUUGGAUGAAGACGUGUUGCAAAAACUUUUGUGAAAAUGUCUUGCACUACAGCCAGGCAAAGUACGAUACGUUCUGGUGCGCGGCUAGAGGCAACAUGCACCCUAGCACGGGUUACCUCUUUGGAGGAGUCUACUCGACGAACACUCCUAAUCCUCGUACGGGAUCUCAAAAUUGCCCCAACCGAUUCUACCCAAGGGCACUUGGRGGCCACGCCUAUGUYUGCGUCAGCGACGAUUUUGAGCUUGGCUAUCAAUACUCCUUGAAAUUUGCAGGGUUUUUCAGUUGUAGCGCGGGAAAUCCGCUAGGGAUACCCAUUAGAAAUGACUCAUUAUCAUUGACAGAGCGUUCAAGUCAGCUUGAAUUGUUCUUGGCGGAAGGAGAUGGGGAAAAUGUUCGGACGUCUUUUUCYGGUCCUAAGCACUGUCCCCAUGGAUACAGUGAACACCUGGUUACCGUUGACAAYGAGUGUGAAAUCAACUACUGCAUCAAAGCCAAUUCGUUCAAAGAUCAAAAGCUUCACCCAGUGAAAAGAAUGCCGUUUUCUCCAGCACCAGGAACCAAUCCAAACACAACCGAUGCYAUCCUGAUCGUYGGRGUCAAUGGUCAAGUAUGGUACAAAAACUUGACGACAGGAGACUGGGAGAUGCGAGGUUUUCAAGCUGGAAAGUCYAACACUCCAAGUUCUGACCAACAUUCUCACUCUAAAGAAUCUAAUUCCAGAAGGUUGUCAAAUGGAGCUACUGCAGCAAUAAGCGUUACUGUCACGUCUCUGAUUUGUAUCAUCAUAGCGGYCGCGUUCUUUGGCUUUAAGAAGCGACAAAAGUCCAAGGCACAAAGAGGUCUUCUKGAUUCUUAUGUUAACUCGGAAAGAAAUCCUCUAAAUCCUUCCGAGGAAAACUAAUAAAGUUUCACACAAUGAAAAAGCACAAAACGUGCAGCAAUUUAAAAAAAUAUUUUCGCUGUAAUGUACACUGAUAAAAGGAUGCAUCUUUUUACAUUUUAUAAGCAAUAAGGGAUAAAUUGCCAUAGUUUGGGUAUAAAUCAUUUGGCUUUGCCCAAAUAAUUACAUUUUGGGACGUUUUGUUCAUUCCAGAGGCUCAAACGUAGAUACACUAAACACUAAUAGAGUGAAAGAUAGUGGAAAAAUAGUACUAAAUAGUGAUGAUUAGACAAUUCAGAAAGCAAAUAAAAAAACACUAUUAAAAUAAUUAGUUAUUUUUUUGGUAUUUUCACUCUUUAAUUGUAAAAUUUGUGUUGAUGAUACAAUAAAUAUUGACAUGAGUUA
This is a messenger RNA of Exaiptasia diaphana, 2783 nucleotides long. RefSeq names its product macrophage-expressed gene 1 protein. The record is from RefSeq and is a predicted model, not a curated record. The transcript is spliced from 2 exons. Lineage: Eukaryota; Metazoa; Cnidaria; Anthozoa; Actiniaria; Aiptasiidae. The coding region runs from base 147 to 2399 and encodes 750 amino acids.